AUGGCCAGCCAGUCUAAAAGGCCAACUGUUGAUAUGGCCAGCCAAUCUAAAAGGCCAACUGUUUAUAUGGCCAGCCAGUCUACAAGGCCAACUGUUGAUAUGACCAGCCAGUCUAAAAGGCCAACUGUUGAUAUGGCCAGCCAAUCUAAAAGGCCAACUGUUGAUAUGGCUAGCCAGUCUAAAAGGCCAACUGUUGAUGUGACCAGCCAGUCUAAAAGGCCAAUUGUUGAUAUGGCCAGCCAAUCUAAAAGGUCAACUGUUGAUAUGACCAGCCAGUCUAAAAGGCCAACUGUUAAUAUGGCCAGCCAGUCUAAAAGGCCAACUGUUGAUAUGGCCAGUCCCAACUGUUGA
This is a messenger RNA of Homarus americanus (American lobster), 351 nucleotides long. Its product is annotated as salivary glue protein Sgs-3-like. Lineage: Eukaryota; Metazoa; Arthropoda; Malacostraca; Decapoda; Nephropidae. The transcript has a single exon. The coding region runs from base 1 to 351 and encodes 116 amino acids. The record is from RefSeq and is a predicted model, not a curated record.